AUGGUCUCGACACCGGCCGAAGUGCAUCCACCGGGCGGCGCAUCUCCCGUCACCGACGAGAAGCUCCCGGCUCCUGAAACCACAGCAGCAACAACUACAACGACACCAUCCACAAUCCUCCCUGCGACCGAAGAGAAAACGACGAUUGCCUCUGCUGCCUCAACAACGGCGGCGGCCAUUCCGGAAGCGCAACAGCCGGGUGGAAAGGUGGAAGAAGAAGAUGACUUGGUCACCAAAGUGCUCAAGUUCUUGUCGACCGCGACACCCGAGACUCUAGGUGCUGUUGCAGUCGGCCUGGCAGCUUCGACAUACUUCAUCCUUGGAAAGGUUGGACUCGUUCUGAUCGGCGCUUUUGGCGGCAUUGUCGCCUUCAUUUCGUACGAAGCGCGCCAUCCAGAGGUGUCCCGGGCGGUCCGAGGCGAGAAGGGAAUUGACGUCCUUCAGCGCCUGGCCUUGGUCAAGAUCGCAGAGCCACCCAAGAACGACGAGGAAGAGGAAGAUCGACUUAUCCAUGGAUUCGACGAUUUCCAGCCCGAGACGCGUGAGGCGUUGACUGGCUUGGUGGACGCCGUCAUCCGCGACUACGUCAAGUGGUGGUAUAACCCGAUUCUUCCGACGGACAGCUCGUUCCCCCUUUCCUGUCGGAGACUCCUCAACUCGUUUCUCCUCUCCGUGUCGAACCACCUCUACCGCAAACGACCCGCCGAUUCAUUCCUCGACUUCAUGACCAAUGCGUCGUCCAUGUUCAUCGUCUUCCUCUCCGAGUUGUCCUCUGCCUUCACCGACCAGAACAACGAACCGAACUCGACAGCUCCAGAGGUCAUCUCCAAGUACCUCGAAGAAAACCCCAACUCUAAUCUGGCCAAUCUUCUGAGUCGGUCUCAACAGGCUGCAAAAUUCCACAAUGUCGCAGACGACCUCCUUGGGUUUCUGGAACGAUCGGCAUACAAUUGCGACCCUGCUCGCGUGUUCCUCCGGGAAAUUCUGGCAGGAGUCAUUCUUGAGAUGACCUUGCAGUCAUGCUCGUCGCCGGAGUGGAUCAAUGCCUGGAUCGUCUACCUUUUGGAAGCCGGAGAACCAGACUUUAGUCAGGCUAUCGACGUUGGCAUGCAGACGGGUCCCGAGGCAGCUACUGCCAGCGCUGCCAGCGCGGUCAACAAUGCGAAUGCCUUCAUUGAUAUUGACGGAAACGUCGGCAACAUCGCCCUGACCAAGGGAAACCGCAACUCUUUAGAUAUGGAACGCGAGCGCCGCAAAGGAUCAUUGGUCUCACACAAGAAGCAGCUCAGCAAAGCUGAUGAAGAGAUGGAAGAAGCUAUGGAGGAGAUGAAGCGAAUGAAUGCUCUGAUCGCCGAAGAAGAAGCUAAGAGAGUCAAGACGCGACAGAGCGUUGACUCGGCGUCUAAACCGACAGUACAGACUACUGAGAGCAACAUUGUGUCUUCCCCUGGGGAGCUGUCACCGAGGUCCUUGUCUUCCGCGGAGAAGCCGUCAACGAAUGGUUCGAGUGGGUCGAAUGAGUCCGACGUUUCUAAGCGGGAAAGCAUGCACUCGCCUGUCACGGACUCUUCCAGCCAGAAGUCGUCGCCGAAACAGCCUUCAUCCAAACACGCCUCGAGCGGGAGCGCAUCCCAAUUUUUGAACUUUGACCAGAUCGUGCCGCCCGCGAAGGAGGAGCCCGAGGUUCCUGAGGAGAGCUCUCGCAAGCUUCCUCUGACACUGCACAACGCUACCAUCACUCUGUAUGAGGAUGGCAACGACAAUAACCGUAUUCGAAGCAAGCCCAAUUGGGACUACAUGGUUCAGAUUGAGCCAUCUUCGUCUCACUACCCCGGCUGGAUGAUUGUGAGGCAGUACUCUGACUUUGAGACUCUGCACGAGAUCUUGAGACGUAUUGCAAACAUUUCGGGCGUGACAGCUUUUACCGAGCAGCAUGCUGCGCUUCCUAACUGGAAGUCGCACACGCGGGCGUCGCUACGUGGUGAACUGGAGCGCUAUGUGAAGGACGCCUGUUGGUAUAAGUCACUCGCAGAGAGCGAGGGCAUGAAACGCUUCCUUGAGAAAGAUUCAGGCCACGGCCACAGUAACUCCAAGUCAGGUCUCCCGUGGGACACGGUUGGCAAGAACAUGUUGGACGUCUUGACAAUGGGCCCCAAGGGUGCCAUGGAGGGCGGCAAGGCAGUGUUUGGCGGCGUGACUGGCAUGUUCAACAACAUCGGUCUCGGCCCCAGAAAGAACACCGCAUCCUCGUUGUCGGAAAUCCAAACAACAAAUCAUCGCUGGUCUACGGGAACACCACCAAGGAUGGACAGUACUACCAGUCUAAACGCAGCACUGACUUCGCCGACGACGGGAGUGGGCCCUCGGAAGGGUCGGGACAGUCUUGACAGCCAAAGAUCUUCGAUUGUCUCGACUCAGCCAGGCAAGAUCGCCCCUAUGGAACGUCGACCUAGCUUUGACCCUCGAGGCGAUACCGAGGCAGACAGCCUCAAGCCUCGUUCCGAUCGCUGGGAGAGGAACACUCCAAGUGCUACUGGCAGUCGCGAACAUAGUAGAGCCUCGAGCUUGGCGCCUUUGCAGUCACCCGCCCUUCGAUCCCCCUCAUCCACGAGCCUCGAUGUCAUGAACCUUCAGUACCUGCCUCCACCGCCGGACGAGAUGCCUGAAGACUACCAGUCGCCUACUCAAGGGGACAUGCAGGCUAAGAUGGACGAAGUCAUUUCCCCGCGCAACUCCACGGGGGCUCUUUCGCCGGGCCUUCCGCAGACGCAGUCGAAGAAGAAGGAGGCGAAGCCUGCACGGCAAUACUCUCCUCUUCAGGAGCAGGAAACCAAUGUGGCUGUUGAGCUGGUCUUCGCAAUUAUUAAUGAGAUGUACACGCUCUCAUCCGCUUGGAACAUUCGACGAACUCUGCUAGCUGCAGCAAAGUCGUUCCUUUUGCGACCCGGUAACCCGUCCUUGAUCGCGAUCCAAAAGAUGAUGCAGGAAUCCGUCAUCGACGCCAACACCAAGGACGAAGGACUCGCAUACCACCUCCGCAAGCUGAGAGAGAAUACGAUGCCGACUGAUGAGGAGCGGGCCACCUGGCCUGCCGAGAUGACAGAGGAAGAGAAGGAAAAGCUGCGCAUCAAGGCACGCAACCUCUUGAUCAAACGAGGUGUUCCGGCUGCUUUGUCUGGCGUUAUGGGACAGGCGGCGACGACCGACGCCUUGGGACGCAUCUUUGACAGUCUUCAGAUUCAAGAGGUGGCGCGAGGCUUCAUGUUUGGCAUGAUGCUCCAGGCUGUGAGGGUCGUCAAACUGGCUGGGUGGUGGAGUGGUUCAAGGUCAACAAUUAAAUACCUACGCCCAACAGCCUACUCGACGACAGGCUCCGAUAGGAUAAUCUUCGAGCCUUCAUUCCUAUAUCCUCGAGGUGUCACAAUGGCUUCAGACUCACGAGACCGCGGCAUCCGCAUCGCCAUCGACCGUGGCGGCACCUUCACCGACUGCGUCGGCGAGCUCAACGGAAAAGAGACAAUCAUAAAGCUCCUCUCCGAAGACCCAGCCAACUAUGAAGAUGCGCCCCUCGAGGGAAUCAGGCGCAUCAUGUCGCACUUCCUCGACCGGGAAAUCCCCCGCGGCGAGGCCCUCGAUACCAAGAGGAUCGAUUCCAUCCGCAUGGGCACCACUGUGGCCACGAAUGCCUUGCUAGAGCGCAAGGGCGAGAAGAUCGCCAUGGUCGUGACAAAGGGGUUCAAGGACUGUCUCGCCAUCGGCAACCAGAGCAGGCCCAAGAUCUUCGACCUGGCAAUUCGAAAGCCGGAUGUGCUUUAUGAGAGAGUCGUCGAGAUUGAUGAGCGCGUUACGCUGGAGGAUUAUGCGGAGGACCCGACGAGGCAUUUGACUGAAGUGUCUGCCAAGGCUGGAACGCCAGAGGCAGCUCGAGAGGAGCUUGUUCAGGGGACAUCGGGGGAGGCUGUGAGGAUAUUACAGCGUCCCGAGGCACAGAGUAUCAAGGAUCAGUUGCAGGAGGUCUACGACUCGGGUAUCCGAAGUAUUGCGGUGUGUUUGAUGCACGGCUACACCUUUCCCGACCACGAAGCCUUGGUCGGGAAGAUUGCAAAGGAAAUUGGCUUCAAGCACAUUUCUCUCAGUCACGAACUCAUGCCCAUGAUCAAGCUGGUUUCGCGAGCGACAUCUGUUUGCGCGGACGCAUAUCUGACACCAGCAAUCAAAAAGUACAUCUCGGGUUUCCAGGCUGGAUUUGAAGGUGGUCUGGGGACAAGAAGCGUUCAGCAGGAAGAAGGUGCCAAGGGCGCCCGAUGCGAGUUUAUGCAGAGCGACGGCGGCCUGGUCGACGUGGAGAACUUCACCGGACUCAAGGCCAUUCUUUCCGGCCCGGCCGGCGGUGUUGUGGGGUACGCCAUCACGUCGUACGACGAAGAGACAAAGAUCCCCGUGAUUGGAUUCGAUAUGGGUGGCACGAGCACCGACGUCUCUCGAUUCGGCGAGGGGCGGUACGAGCAUGUGUUUGAGACGACGACUGCUGGUGUUACUAUCCAGUCGCCACAGUUGGACAUCAACACGGUCGCGGCGGGCGGCGGAUCCAUGCUUUUCUGGAAGAAUGGGCUGUUUGUCGUGGGCCCCGAGUCUGCUGGUGCACAUCCAGGUCCUGCGUGCUAUCGAAAGGGGGGUCCGGCGACUGUGACUGAUGCCAAUCUCUAUCUCGGCCGUUUGCUUCCUGAAUUCUUCCCCAAGAUCUUUGGCGAGAAUGAGGACCAAGGGCUUGACCCCGAGGCCAGUAAGAAGGUCCUGCAGGAACUGGCAGACCAGGUUAACAAGGAGACUGGAAAGAGUAUGAGCGUCGAUGAGGUGGCGUACGGGUUCUUGACUGUUGCGAAUGAGACUAUGACGAGACCCAUCAGGUCAAUUACGGAAGCCAAGGGCCACGAUUCUUCCAAGCACCGCUUGGCGACAUUUGGUGGUGCUGGUGGACAGCACGCUGUUGCCAUUGCCGAAGCCCUCGGCAUCCAGCAGAUUCUUAUUCACAGGUACUCUUCUGUAUUGUCAGCCUACGGCAUGGCACUCGCGGACGUCGUCGACGAGCGCCAGGAGCCCGAUUCCAAGGUCUGGGAGUACCCCGGCAAGGCAGUGGACGAGCUGAAGAGCAAGAUGGAGAAGCUCAAAGACAAGUCCCGCAAGUCAUUGCGUGACCAGGGCUUCGAGGAAAAGGAAAUCGUGUUUGAGGAGUACCUCAACAUGAGGUACCGCGGUACCGAGUCGGCGUUGAUGAUUAUUAGACCGGAUCAGGACGAGCAGAAGGACGCAAAGGACUGGGAUUUUGGCACGGCUUUCAUUCAGCAGCACCGCUAUGAGUUUGGGUUCACCCUCGACGAUCGAGACAUUAUUGUCGAUGACGUGCGCGUCCGCGGCAUUGGAAAGAGCUUUAGGCAUGCGGAAAAGACAGUGGACCAGCAGCUCAAGGAGUUGAAGAGAAAGGAUGUGGAACAGAGCAAGGCGCAUAACCGACAGCAGGUGUAUUUUGAGGAGGGCCGACUCGAUACCCCGGUGUACAAGCUUGAAGACUUGAGCACUGGGGAGACUAUCAAAGGACCUGCCAUGCUGGCGGAUGGCACGCAGACUAUUGUGGUCACGCGAAAGGCUACUGCACUGGUUCUCGAUACUCAUGUUGUUAUCGACAUUGAGAAGGAAGGAUCCAAAGAAGAUGGGGCGUCCAAGAACCAAGGCGAACGAGAAGUCGACCCGAUUAUGCUGAGCAUUUUCGGUCAUCGAUUCAUGGCUAUUGCGGAACAAAUGGGCAGAGCACUCCAGAAAACCAGCGUCAGCACCAACGUCAAGGAGAGACUCGACUUCUCCUGCGCCAUCUUUGACGCGACGGGCGGUCUCGUAGCUAAUGCGCCCCAUCUUCCCGUUCAUCUGGGCUCAAUGUCCACCUGCGUUAAGCGGCAAGCCGAAAUCUGGAAAGGUGAUUUGAAGAAGGGCGACGUCAUCAUUUCCAACCAUCCUUCAUACGGAGGCACCCAUUUGCCGGAUAUCACCCUCGUGAUGCCGGCUUUCAACGAUAAGGGCGACAAGAUCCUCUUCUACGCGGCCUCAAGAGCGCAUCAUGCGGACAUCGGAGGUAUCACGGCUGGUAGUAUGCCCCCUCACUCAAAGGAGCUCUUCCAGGAGGGUGCUGCAAUCAAGAGCGAGAAGCUUGUCAGCGAAGGACGUUUCGACGAAAAAAGAGUGACGGAGUUGUUGUAUAACGAACCUGCACAGUAUCCCGGUUGCAGCGGAACCCGAUGCUUAGCUGACAACAUCAACGACCUGAGAGCCCAGGUCUCCGCGAAUCAAAAGGGUAUCGCAUUGAUUGAGGGUCUCAUUGCGGAGUACGGUGAGGAGACUGUGCAGUUCUACAUGGUUCACAUCCAGAAUAACGCUGAGCUGUGCGUCCGCACCCUGCUGAAGGAGGUUAGCAAGCGAUUUGAAGGUAAAGAUCUGCAGGCUGUGGACUUCAUGGACGAUGGCAGCCCGAUUCGGCUCAAGGUCACUAUCGACGCUGACAAGGGCGAGGCGGUCUUUGACUUUGAAGGCACCGGGCCCGAAGUUUACGGCAACGUCAACGCCCCUGAGGCCGUGACGUACAGCGCGAUCAUCUACUGCCUUCGGUGUCUCAUUUCGGAGGACAUACCCCUGAACCAGGGAUGCCUAAAGCCCAUCAACGUCAAGAUCCCGCCCAAAUCGUUGCUGUCGCCAUCAGACGGCGCGGCGGUCGUAGGCGGCAACGUCCUGACGAGCCAGCGCGUGACGGACGUCAUCUUCAAGGCCUUCCAGGCGUGUGCGGCAAGCCAGGGCGACUGCAACAACCUCACGUUCGGGUUCGGCGGCAACGUGACGGGGCAGAAGGAGGUAAAAGGUUUCGGGUACUACGAGACGAUUGCGGGCGGCAGCGGCGCGGGACCGACCUGGGAGGGCACGAGUGGUGUACAUACGCACAUGACGAAUACUCGUAUUACAGACUCGGAAGUAUUUGAGAGGCGGUAUCCCGUGAUUCUGAGGGAGUUUUCGUUGAGGAAGGGAUCUGGUGGUGACGGGCAGCAUAGGGGCGGUGAUGGCGUCGUGAGGGACAUCGAGUUCCGGAUCCCCGUGCAGGUGUCGAUUCUGAGCGAGAGGCGGGUGUAUAGGCCGUAUGGGCUCGCUGGCGGCGAUGACGCUGAGACCGGGUUGAAUGUGUGGGUGAGAAAGGUUGAGAAGGGGAGCUGGGAGAAGUCGUUGAAGAGGUUGAAGGGUGCUUCUGGGGAGGCGAAGGGAGAUGAGGAGGUGGAGUAUGAGGAGCGGAGGUUCAAUCUGGGAGCGAAGAAUAGCGCGCCGAUGAAGCCUGGGGAGAGGAUCAUCAUCAACACGCCUGGUGGUGGUGGUUGGGGUAAGGUUGGGGCUGAGAAGGGGGUUAGUAGCAAGAAGGACCCGACGGAUGGGUGGAGGAAGGGGAGUCAUGCGAAUAGGGAGGAUACUGCUCUGCAGGUCUAGGAGGAGCUUCAAUGGUAAUCUCUCAGGAUCGUUUCAAAGUAAGCUCGUUUGCGUGUAGGUAGGAAAGCCCCUUUCACGUUGACUUUGCCGACUGGCUCGACGCACG
Molecule: messenger RNA, 7618 nt
Organism: Colletotrichum scovillei
Lineage: Eukaryota; Fungi; Ascomycota; Sordariomycetes; Glomerellales; Glomerellaceae
Product: 5-oxoprolinase
Exons: 4
Coding region: 1-7512 (2503 amino acids)
Biological process (GO): glutathione metabolic process
Cellular component (GO): cytosol
Molecular function (GO): phosphatidylinositol binding; 5-oxoprolinase (ATP-hydrolyzing) activity
Source: RefSeq, a predicted model, not a curated record